CUCUCUAAUUCCCUCUGGUGGAUCCAGCGUCUGCACUUCCAAGUACUUGGUCCAAAGAUCUAAAGAUCUUGGAUCAUUGAACCCCAUAAGAAACUGCUCCUCUUGGGUGGAUACGAACACAUUUUUUAUAAACUGACUGUAUUUGUGUGAGGGAGCGACUGCAAGAUGGUAGCUUCACAUAGCUGGCUGUUGGGGCUUAUCGUAGCUCUGCUUUGCACUGGACCGUUCGGGGAUUCUGUGCAGGCUGAAGAAAGGCUGCAAAGUGAGGAAGCCGAGGUGCUGAGCGGUCUGGACCCUACUGGAGGUGAGAAAGAGGAGGUGGCUGAUGAGGAGGAGGUUGGAGAUAUAUCUGAAGAAGUAGAUGAAGACGUGGGAGGAGAUGGGGAAGCAGAGGGAGCUGAAGAUGAAGAUGAUGGAGAGGAAGCGGUGACACCAGAAGAGGAGAUAACUAAGGAGGCAGAAUCAACUGAGGCAGAAGCUGAGGAUGAGGCAGAAGAGGGAGCAGAUGAAGAGGAACCAGCAGAGGAAGAAGAAGAGGUAGAAGUAGCAGAAGAGGAGGAGGAGGAGGAGGAUGCAGAGAAAGAGGAGGUAGAAGUAGAGGAAGGAUUAGCAGAAGAAGAGGAUUCAGCACAACAGAUAACAGAGGAAGAAGAAACAGCCGCAGAGGAUGAGGGAGCACCAGGUGAGGAAGAGGAAGAGGCAGAUGAGGAGAAUGAAACUGCUGAUGAAGAUAAUGAGGAGGCUGGAGAUGAAGGUGCAGAUGAAGAGACCACAGAUACUGUUGAAGAAACUGCCAGUGAGGAAAAUGUAGAGGGACAAGAGUUGGUCUCCACGAAGGAUGUAAUGUAUAGCUCAGGCUCUUUCUGUGCACUUUGCUCAGUCUGUGAGCACUGCGGUACCUGUGACAAAUGUCCCUGUGAGGAAGGGGACACGUCAGCACACUGCAAUCACUGCGAAGAUUGUUCCUACUGUUACGUUUGUCCUGUGAUCUGUGAAACAGUCUGCCAGCCAGGUGGAAUUCUUGAUGUACUGAGCGGUUCUCUCUACCAGACGGUGAACACGUUGCUCUGAAAACGUUCAGCAUUCUUCACAGAGGAACUACAGACUAGCGUUCAAAUCAUUCAUUUGUAGGCCUGUCUAUUUGACUGGCAAGAUCCGGGGAUUCUCACUCUGAGGCCAGCAAAGAGAGUGGACAACAGAUCUUAAAUAUAAGCAAGGAACUGCCAGGACCCUAAUGUUUACCAUUUAAUGGCAUUUUAAAGGUGACUUUACAGGCUGCAUUAAAUGAAUAACAAAUAUGGU
Messenger RNA from Sinocyclocheilus anshuiensis, 1302 nucleotides. Its product is annotated as sarcoplasmic reticulum histidine-rich calcium-binding protein-like. Lineage: Eukaryota; Metazoa; Chordata; Actinopteri; Cypriniformes; Cyprinidae. Gene Ontology annotation, molecular function: calcium ion binding. The coding region runs from base 166 to 1071 and encodes 301 amino acids. The record is from RefSeq and is a predicted model, not a curated record. The transcript is spliced from 6 exons.